Messenger RNA from Lycium ferocissimum, 3472 nucleotides. Its product is annotated as pentatricopeptide repeat-containing protein At5g46100. The record is from RefSeq and is a predicted model, not a curated record. Gene Ontology annotation, molecular function: protein binding. Bases 270 to 1709 code for a protein of 479 amino acids. NCBI's taxonomy places the organism in Eukaryota, Viridiplantae, Streptophyta, Magnoliopsida, Solanales, Solanaceae. The transcript is spliced from 2 exons.
AAUAUAUAUUUAUUAAAUACGCAUUUUUAACCUUACAAAAUUUGGCCAGACCCUCUAUAAACAAACCACCUUCUUGUUAUUUUGCUAGUAUUACAAAAUUUUGAGCAUCAAUCGUCAGAAGAGUUUCUCAGGUCCAGUAUUGGAUGCUUCAAAUACACAGGAUCGACAAGAAGCGUUGUUAUUGUUACAACUUUAAGCAGGAAAAGCUAGUGAUAUUAGCUAAAAUUUGAGGCACAUAUAUCUGGCAUUUGAAGGGAAGUGUUGAAGUGAUGGGUAGCAAGAUAAAAAUCAAAUGGCCAAGAGAAGUCACAGCGGCUUUUGUUGAACGGCUGAUUCGAGCAGAAAAAGAUGUGCAAAAAGCGGUUCUUAUAUUUGACGCAGCAACAGCAGAGUACUCUAAUGGCUUCCGGCAUGAUCGUAGCACAUUUGGUCUCAUCAUCUCGAGAUUGCUUUCUGCAAAUCAUUUUAAAUUAGCAGAAGAUAUGCUUGUAAGAAUGAAGGAUGAGAGCUGUAAGAUUACUGAGGAUAUAUUCCUCUCAAUCUAUAGAGCCUAUGGGCGUGUUCACAAGCCACUUGAAGUGAUCAGGGUUUUUCAAACGAUGAAGGAGUAUAAUUGUGAGCCAACCCAGAAAUCGUAUAUUACAGUUUUCUCUGUACUUGUUGAUGAAAACCGGUUAAAAACUGCUUUUAGGUUUUAUCGUUACAUGAGGGAGGCGGGCAUUACACCGUGUGUUGCUUCGCUUAAUAUUUUGAUUAAAGCUCUCUGCAAGAACAGUGGAACAAUGGAUUCUGCUUUUCGUAUUUUUCAUGAGAUGCCUAAGCGCGGAUUUACACCGGAUUCCUAUACGUAUGGGACUCUCAUUAAUGGGCUUUGCAGAUUGGGUAAGGCCACUGAAGCAAAAGAACUUCUGAUGGAGAUGGAAGCAAAUGGUUGUUCGCCUACUGUAGUCACCUAUACUUGUUUGAUUCGUGGCUUUUGCCAGUCAAAUAACUUGGAUGAAGCCAUGAGAUUGCUUGAGGACAUGAGGAGCAAAGGUAUUGAGCCCAAUGUGUUCACUUAUAGUUCUUUGAUGGACGGUCUUUGUAAGGGUGGACGUUCCUCUGAAGCAAUGGAGCUAUUGGAGAUAAUGAUUCAUGAGCGGAAUGUUCCAAAUAUGAUAACUUACAGUACCUUAAUUCACGGACUUUGUGGAGAAAGUAAAAUUGGAGAAGCCUUAGAGGUUUUCGACAGAAUGAAACUUCAGGGCUGUAAGCCUGAUGCAGGGUUAUACUGGAAAGUCAUCAAUGGCUUUUGUGAGAAUUACAAAUUUCAAGAAGCAGCCAACUAUCUUGACGAAAUGAUUCUUAGUGGAAUAUCUCCAAACCGAUUAACUUGGAGCUUGCAUGUGAAGAUCCAUAAUGCAGUAGUCCGAGGCCUGUGUGCUGUGAGUGAUCCAAAGCGAGCUUUUCAAUUGUAUCUAAGCAUGCGCACCAGAGCCAUCUCAGUUGAGCCUAAGUCUUUUGAGACUUUAGUCAACCAUUUCUGCAAGAAAGGAGACGUGCACAAGGUUGCUCGUAUUGUCGAGGAAAUGUUGAUUGAUGGAUGCAUUCCAGAUGAACAAACAUGGGCUGUUGUGGUAGGUGGAUUUUGGGAUAGAAGGAAGGUAAGGGAAGCAGCUGAUUCGGUACAGGUUGACCUGAUGUGUAAACAUAUGGAUAGUGGAACUUGAUGUCUUGUUCAAGUUACUGAUUACAACCGGAUCUUGGAGCCUGAUGUCUUGUUCAAGUUACUGAUUAUGACCAAAGUGCCAUUGUUAAUCCAUAUGAAUGCAGAACCAACUAAGCCUGGUUUUAUGCAUUGCUUCAUCCUCUAAAAUCAUUUUUGGUAAAUCAUAACAUUGUGGGUGUCUGUUGUAUUUACUCUUUUUAUCAUGGAUAUUUGGUGCAAAGCUAAGAUUAUUCCAUGGCAACCUGGAACUCAAGGGUUCAAGUUGCAGUUCAGUCUUCGCAGUGCACAGUGGUAAGUGUUCAGAAACUCUAUUCCUUAAUGCCCCACAUGGAGUUCUUGAACUUAAUGUUUUCAAUGAAGUGCUUAUUAUAUACAGUAACAUUUACGCGAUUGAGCGCAAUCUUUAAUUCUAGUAUCUUUCCUCCAGAAUUUUGAAUUAUGACUCUUUUUCCAUAUUAAGAACGCACUUGUUGAUAUCUGGCUUCCUGGACUACAGAUUAUCUUCAAAUUCCGUGAAGGCAAAAACUAAGCAUUCUUAUUUCUACAUUCACUGCUAAAUCAUUUACAGCUUCAUUUGGGAAGUCAGGUCGAAGGCCAUUAAAAUGGUUACGUUGUUACAUGAGUGGAAAGACAAAUAAGAACAACGAAUGUCACUCUGAAUGUAAGAGGAGGAGAGUAUACACAUAAGUCUCUGAGAACAAACAUAUUAGUUAGCAGUGAGGGGGAAGCCAAUGCCAUGACGUUGCGUAGGAAACACCACAAACAACAUACUGCAGAUGACGCCAAUACCAACUGGCAGAGCUGUAAGCAGUUCCUGUGUUUCAUAUGAAGGUGUUGGGUAGAAACAAUUUACCACAUUCUGAUCAAACAACGCAACAGCCGCAAAAACCAAUAUUGACAUGAUGGCAUGCAUGAAAUCUAUAAAUUUCAGCUUGUACUUUGCUGCGAUUUCUGAUGGGAGAGUCUCUGAUCCAUCAAUUAUCCACAAGCCCCGCAAUGUGGCAAACCCAUAGCAAACAUUUCCUUUUUGAUCCUUGAAACUAUCAGUGAAGCUCAGUAGGAAACAUGACAGUCCACAAAGUGCUACAAGAGCAGCAGUCAUGGAUCGACCAACCACAUCACAAUUCCCUUGGUUUGUGAAUAUGGGGGAUAAAAAUUGAAAAGCAAGUACCGAUCCAGUAGGCAGAAGAUUGGCGAGGUGCGCAGUGCUUUUAAAUGUCUGGCUUAUUGCCUGUUGUAUCAGGUUUUUCUCCACUUCAGGCAGUUCUGAUUUUACAAGCAGGGGAGCUUUCUCUUCAUCAAGAUAUAGGGAUGUCUCAUUUUCCACCUUAAUCUCCAUAGCCUGGAAGUCUUUAGUUAAUAGUAUUAAUUUUAUAUCUUCCCAAAUUUGUGUUAGAAUGUUGUUGUUUGAGGAUGUUUUUAUAACUGAUUGAAGAUUAAUAUAGAGUGCACAUGGGUUAAUGAUGCCUUGCAAGAAAGAAAAACAGAAGCAACUCUUCCCCGGUAUUCUAGGUUUGGAGUUUCAGUUACCAUUUGGUACCAGAUAGCUACAUAAAGUAUUUAGAAAUUUGCUUUAAUGCCUCGCAGUUUCCUUUACAGUUAUGGAACUCAAAUUGUAGAAACUGAUGUUGGUUCAGGGUAUAUGUUUUUAACUGAAUUAUAUUCUUUUACUUGGUCUUUUGUCAUCAAAAAGUUCACUUUACCUCAAAUUGUAACUUUAAGUUUAUUGAGAAAAAGAAGUUUGAACUUUCUGUUGGAAUUGUU